This is a messenger RNA of Paramecium octaurelia, 1053 nucleotides long. NCBI's taxonomy places the organism in Eukaryota, Ciliophora, Oligohymenophorea, Peniculida, Parameciidae. The record is from the annotation of a GenBank genome assembly.
AUGAACAAAUCACUAAAUACUUCAAGAGAUACCAGAUCUUCAUUAUAAGAAGUUAUCACAAGUCAUUCUGAACAAAUAAUUAAGAGUAAUCAAUUAGAAUAAGAAUUGCAUCGAGUCAAUCAAUAGAGGAAACUACUCACUAUGGAAUUGGAUGAUUGGAGCUAUUAAUAUGUCUAAAAGUCACAAGCUCUUUAAGAAUGCGAAUUAGAAAAUGCUCUUUUAAGGAGAUAAAUUCAAACUCAAAGUCAAUCCGAAGACAUUUAAAAAUUGCAUGUUUUAUUAUAGUAAAUAUUUAUUAAAAGCAGAUAGAAAAACCAAAUCAUCUUAGAAUGGACAAAGAAGUUCGAAAAUAUUGAGAAGAGAUUAGAAAAUGAGAACAAAUUAUAACAACAAGUAAAACAACAAUAAUAUUUAAAUGACAUAAUUAAACAACAACUAACUGAAUUAAAGUAGUAGUAAAUCAUUUUAUCCAAUAAUUACUUGGAAUUGAAAGAAGAAAGAAAAUAAUAUUAUCUAAAAUUUAUAGAGGCCAAUUCAUAAAUCCAGAAAUUGGAAAUAAAUAACAAUCAAUUAGAAAUUGAGAAAACUCAACUCUAAUCUGAUCUCAAACUAGUCAAACAAGAUUGUUUGUAAUUAACAGAAAAACAUAAUUAAAUAUAAAGUAUGGAAGAAAAGAAAAACAAAUGGAAAACUAGAUACCAUGAUUUGAGUAUUCAAUUCAAAGACAAUCCUAUUGAAUAAUUUAAUCAAAAAUUGAUAGAAUAAUCCAAUCAUGAAGUUUAGAAUCCUUAACAGGAAUUUAACAUAGUUGAGAACAAUGAUAGUGAGGAAUUGAACGAUAUGAAAGAUAAGUUAUAACAGUUGGAAUAAGAGAAUCAGUAUUUAAGAGAAUAGAAUAUUGACUUACAAAAUCAAUUCUAAAGUGCUACUGACAAACUCUUAAAAUAGCAAUUAUAAAAUUCGAUGACUAAAGAAUAAAGCCAAACUUUUUCAUUUGUUCAUUACCAUCAUGAAUAUUGUGAUUCAUUACAAGAUUAGCAAAUCUAAGAUUGA